Molecule: messenger RNA, 10308 nt
Organism: Pieris brassicae (large cabbage white)
Lineage: Eukaryota; Metazoa; Arthropoda; Insecta; Lepidoptera; Pieridae
Gene: Rme-8
Product: dnaJ homolog subfamily C member 13
Exons: 38
Coding region: 145-6771 (2208 amino acids)
Biological process (GO): receptor-mediated endocytosis; regulation of early endosome to late endosome transport; endosome organization
Cellular component (GO): endosome membrane
Source: RefSeq, a predicted model, not a curated record
GUCGGCAAAGCUGAAAUUAACAAAUUUUGCAUCUCGGUAAAAAUUAACUGGAUUCUGGUAAAUGUUUUGUGUAUUAUGUGGAUCUUCGUAAAAGUAAGUGUCAAAUGUAGUUAAAAACAAAGGAUCUCCUACAAAUAUGCUAAAAUGAUUCCAUUAAAAGAUAAUCAAGAUGUUGCAUCAUUUCUUGUCACCAAACACUCAUGGAAGGGGAAGUAUAAAAGAGUGUUUUCUAUUGGAACUCAUGGUAUCACAACCUAUAACCCAGAUAGAUUAGAAGUAACAAAUAAAUGGUUGUAUUCUGAUGUAGUCACAAUUUCCUCAUCAAAACAUUCUAACUCUACCACCAAUCAUGACUUCACUCUGGUUAUGAAGAAGGAAAAGAAAAUUGAUUCUAUGAAAUUUUCCUCUGAACAUAAAUGUCUUAUUCUAACAGAAGCGUUUAAAUAUCGAAACCAGUUUGCUGAAAAACCAAAGGAUAUAUAUAGAUAUCAAGCCUACAAACACCAUUGGAGUGGCACUCGUCUACCUAUAGUGCUUGAAGUAGGACCCUGCUCUCUAGAACAACUGGAUCCCUCUACACACACAUUACUCGCCAGCUACCCAUAUAAUGAUAUCCAAGGAAUACUACCUGUUAAAGAUGUUCCCGGUGGUUUUGUGAUAGCUCUUGGGGGAUAUAGUCGCUUACACAUGUUCUCGAAUGUAAUGGAUCAUCAAGGAAUUGUAAAUAAAAUGUUGGAAAUGGCAAAUCUUACACUCAAUAUAAGCAUUAAAGUUCUAUCAGCCAUGAUAACACUUGAUGACUGCCACAAUCAGAGAUUUGGAAAGUAUAGUGGCGACCAACAUCAGACAUCUUUAAGUGAAUUUUUAGUACAUAAAGUGAAUCCUGCCAGACAUAUGGAGCCGAUGCGGCGCACGUUAUGUCUAUCUGAUACUUGUAUUUUGGAAAGAGAUCCACAAACUUAUUCUGUAGUUUGUUUGCGACCGUUAAGCGACGUAUUUGCGCUGGUUCGGGACCCUGAUCAUCCACAAAAGUUUUCUAUCGAGUAUUUAAAUGGACAAAUGAGAACAUAUCUUGCAGGAGAAAGAGAUGCAUUGCUAGCGUCUCUACUAGAUGGUGUACGUGGCUCUGGCCAACGGGACGUACACGUCCGUAUGACGCGUACGCCGCGCGGCUAUCGACUGGGCCCGUUACAUCAGCCCGUUGAUGAGGAAACAGAGUCAAAUCAUUUGCGGCUCUUCCAAAAUCCAGUGGGGAUGUCACGAGUAGAAGUUAUUGAACGUUUCAACUCUAACAUUGGAUACAGCGGCCUCAUAUACUCAGUCAGUCAAGACCGUCUCUUUUCGGAGAACAAAGAAAAGUUAAUAACUGGUGCAUUGACCGCGUUGGUCAGUAGUGCGCCCUCUGGGUCCAAUCUUACGCCGCGUGAAUUGGAAGCUCAGUUUCACGCACUAAGACGAUUGUGCGCUAGCAAAGUUGGAUUCGCUGCGUUUACUGCGUUGCCUGGUUUUCGCGAAUGGAUAGGCAGUGCCGUUGUAUCCGCAUUGAGACGCGAGUCUGCCGCGUGUUCGCACGCUGCUUUAGAAGCUGUAUGUGCACUAUUGCAACCGAUGCACGCUGAACCCGAUCUGAGGCAGGAACAGCUGAAUAAAGCCAGUAUGCUGUCCUCACAGCCAUUCCUGGAGGGACUACUAGCUAUGUGGGCACAGCAUAUUACCGCAGGUAGUGGCGCCCUUGUAGUGGGAGCAAUGUUGGAUUUCCUUACGUUCUCACUAUGUGUGCCAUACAGCGAGACUACAGAUGGAAAACAGUUUGACCAGCUUCUGGAAAUGGUCGCUACAAGAGGACGGGUUAUAUUUAGACUUUUUGAGCAUCCGUCUCAUGCGAUAGUGAAAGGUGCUGGACUAGUAACGAGGGCGUUAGUCGAAGAAGGCAGCGGUGGGGUUGGUACCAGGAUUCAAGGCCUGGCGUUAGCCGAAGCGGCCCUGCCCAGACAUUUGCUUACAGCUCUGUACGACCAGACCAGACCUCGGCAUGGAAAUUUGGCCAGACUACACCACAGGCAUUUGGCAAGGCAUCUAGUUGCGUUGUGGCUGGUCGAUCAUCCACCUGCAGCGGAUUUGUUGAGGAGAAUUAUGCCAUCAGGUCUUCUAGCGUUUCUAGAAUCGGCUGAUGCUCCACCAGCGGCCGUGUUGGAAGAGGAGGCUUUGCAGGAACGAGAUAACUUACAAUUGGCUCAGGCGGUGACGAAACCACGGACGGGCAAACACUGGGACGCUGUUAAGUACGUCGAAAAACAUUUGGAGCAUUACACCGCAAUGGCUUUACAGCACUGGGCCCAAAGGGCCCGCAGUACGGACCCUCGGAAGGAAAUACAAGCGCGUCCCGUGGUAUUGCGCAGACGCAGGGAACGUCUCAAAUCAACUGCUAAUUGGCCGUUAUUCUACUAUCAGUUUCAUAAGGAUCACGCUUUGCCUAAUCUCAUUUGGAAUCACACCACAAGGGAAGAACUUCGGAAUGCCCUUGAAAAAGAGCUCCGUGACUUCUCAGCUGAUAGAGAGGUAGCUGGAACUACUCUCACAUCCUGGAAUCAUGCCGAGCUAGAAGUGCACUACCAGUGCCUUCAAAAUGAGGUCAAAAUUGGUGACUACUAUUUGAGGAUACUGCUGGAACAGAAGGAUAAUGAUGACAGUCCUAUACGGAAGUCGUACGAAUUCUUCAAUGACCUCUAUCACCGGUUUUUGUCAACCCCAAAAGUGGAAAUGAAAUGUAUGUGUUUGCAAGCGAUGACUAUUGUGUAUGGGAGGUACUACGAGGACAUUGGCCCCUUUGCCGAUACUAAAUACAUUGUGCAAAUGUUAGAUAGAACAUGCGAUCGAAUGGAGAGGGAUAGGCUGGUGCAGUUCCUGGCGAAAUUAAUAUUACAUAAGAAGAAUGUCAGUGAAAUCUUAGAAUGGCAUGGUAUACGAAUUCUAGUUGACCUAAUGACCUUGGCACAUUUACAUACAUCGCGCGCGAUGGUGCCAACUCAAUCAAACGUCAUCGAAGGUCCAGCGCAGACGAGCGAUGGAGAUAGGGAGUGGUAUUAUAAUCUGGAGAAAGGAGAGAAGGUUGUCAGAAAGGGGCCUGUUAGUUUUCAACAGCUAAAAGAUCUAUACAAAUCAGGGGAAAUCAACAACAAGACGAAAUGCUGGGCCAACAGUAUGGAAGGUUGGAGAGCGGUGGCCGGUAUACCACAACUCAGAUGGAGCAUCGCCGCUCGAGGACCACCAGCCCUCACUGAGACGGAGUUGGCAGCGACUGUACUUGACUUACUUAUAACCUGCUCUAAGUAUUAUCCUAGCAGGGAUGAGGAAGAUGCAGUAAUAAGACCUCUUCCGAGGGUGAAGCGGCUGUUAUCGGAACCGGCUUGUUUGGCGCACGUCGUUCAACUCUUAUUGACCUUUGAUCCUAUACUUGUGGAAAAGGUGGCAACACUGUUAUACGAGGUGAUGCAGGACAACCCAGAAAUUUCAAAACUUUACCUCACCGGAGUAUUUUACUUCAUGCUGCUCUAUACUGGUUCUAAUUUAUUGCCGAUCGCUCGGUUCCUGCGACUUACGCAUAUGAAGCAAGCUUUUAGAGCUGAUCAGUCGACAUCAGAUAUAAUGCAGAGAUCGAUUCUCGGUCAAUUAUUGCCUGAGGCGAUGGUCUGUUAUUUGGAGAACCAUGGCUCCGAAAAAUUCGCCCAAAUCUUCUUAGGCGAGUGGGAUACGCCAGAGGCAAUAUGGAACUCUGAAAUGAGACGCAUGCUUAUAAUGAAGGUAUCAGCGCAUAUAGGUGAAUUCACGCCGCGACUAAGAGCGCACAUAGCGGCUCGUUACCCGUACUUGGCGAUCCCAGCGGUCAGAUAUCCUCAACUCAGUCACGAGCUGUUCUGCAAUAUGUUCUAUUUGCGCCAUUUGUGCGACGAACACAAGUUCCCGGAUUGGCCUAUACCGGAUCCGGUGGGUCUUCUUAAGGACGUGUUAGAGGCGUGGCGUCGCGAGGUAGAUAAAAAGCCAGCGUCGAUGACAGCGGAACAAGCGUAUAUGGUGCUGGGGCUGAGUGGGAGUGGGCCGCAGGAUGAAGCGGCUGUUCGGAAAGCCUAUUACAAGUUGGCACAGCAGUAUCACCCUGAUAAGAAUCCUGAAGGACGGGAUCGUUUUGAGGCCGUAAAUCACGCAUACGAGUUCCUCUGCAGUCGCAACGUGUGGUCGGGUGACGGACCGAACACUAAUAACAUAUUGCUCAUAUUACGCACUCAGACCAUAUUGUUCAAGAGAUAUUCUGAAGUACUAGCCCCAUACAAAUACGCGGGUUACAAACAACUCCUGCGCACCAUGCAGUUAGAGACGGAGGGUGAGCAAUUGUUUGCGGAACAAGACGCAUCUGUGGCCCUAUUGCCCGCUGCUGCUGAACUUGCGCAUGCGACUGUACACUGUUCCGCUUUGAAUGCGGAGGAAUUGUGUCGCGAGGAUGGGUUACAGGUCCUAAGUUCGGCCCUGUCCCGCUGUGUAUCAGUGUUGGGUGGAAGUAAAGCGGACAGUACAGCGGCCCGCGUGUGCGCACAUUGCGCUCGUAGCUUCGCUGUUGCUGCCGGUUUUCCUUCUUGUCGCGCUGCUGCUGCUGCUCUGCCAAAUCUUGCUGGAGAUCUAGUGCCAUUACUCAAACGGCCGCAAUUGGGUGAUACUGCAUGCGCGGGCGCCGAAGCCGUUGCGGCGUUAUCAGCUGAACCGACGUGUCGCGUUUUACUAGCGAAGGCCGGUGCCGUUCACGCGCUGUUGCUGCCCGUUCUGCAGUACGACUACACGCUCACCGAAAGUGGUAUGGACACGGAGAAAGCGGCUAGCAAACAGGAGAUCGCUAACCGCCUAGCAGUACAAUGCGUACGCGCAUUGUCCGCAUUGUAUGGACCUCACGACGAGACUUCCGCAAUAGACGACAAUGUUAAAGAUGCCCUACAUCUUCUCCUGACACCAUACCUUUGCUCCAAACUUGCCAAUCCUGAUACGCAUGAGCUCCUAAAAACCCUUACAUCCAACUGGAGAACGCCUUAUCUUGUAUGGGAUAACAGUACAAGGGCAGAACUGCGAGAGAUGCUUCGCGAUUAUCGCUACUUUAGUGACGACGAGCCCCUUAUAACACCAUUCGAAUAUUCUGCGCAUGAGCGUUUGUUACUUGUUGGUGGGGUCUACUUACAUAUAUACAAUGAGCAGCCAGAGUUUACUAUAGAGAAUCCUCAACAAUUCGUUUUAGACUUGUUGAAGUUUGUGGAAGGCGAAAUACGAAAAGACUUGACGGACGAAAGGGCAGAACACAUCACCCUUGCGUUGAAUUCCCUCGCCCACUGUAUUAUUAAGAAUCCAGGUGUAGAAAUACAGUGCAACGGCCAGUUCGGUUUAAUAUUCGGCCUUUUAUCUGCUCGGUCCCACCCACCCGUCUGCAUUGCGGCCCUCCGCUGCGUCUCGGCUACGGCCGGUUGCCGCGAGUGCGUCGAAGAUGUUGCCGCGAGUGGCCUUCUGGGACAUUUGUUGCCGCUCCUUGUGGCCUCGCAACAGGUUGAGGCCGUGACCGCCUUGUCCGCCUUGCUGGCCAGUACUGCGCUUGUCCGAGAGGCGUUGGUAAAAGGGGCUGUGAUUUACCUGCUAGACCUCUUCUGCAAUAGCAAGCUACCAGAGAUGAGAGAGGCUGCUAUAGAUUUGUUAGCUAGAAUGAUGUCCGACAAGUUGCAUGGACCUAAGGUUCGCCUUAGUAUAUCCCGUUACGUCCCGGGCGUGUUUGCCGAAGCAAUGCGGGAAGCGGGGGGAGUGAGUGCCGUUCACAUGUUUGACGCGAGUCACGAGCAUCCAGAACUUGUGUGGAGCGACGAGUCGAGGCAACGGGUCCGGCAUCAUGUUGCCCAGCUGAGAGACCAACACUUCUCAAGACAAGUCCGGGAUCCGUCCGCACACUUUGAAGACCGUGAAGCAAAUGACAGAAGCGAAGUACGAUGGGCGCCAGCCGGUGAAAUCGUAGUCGGAGAUGUAUAUCUCAAACUCUAUCUACAGAAUCCCCAUUGGUCUCUACGAAGCCCUAAGAGGUUCCUGCAGGAACUGCUCAGCGAAACUGUUACGGCGUUAGCUAAAGACACUUCAGAGGGCAGUCGCGGUGACAUAUGCGCGAAGGCUUUAGCGGUGUUGGUCCGAUCUCAGCCGACGUUGGCGGAGGCUUGCGCGCAGUUGGGCGAAGUGCCGAGACUCACCCGCCUGCUCACUUCGUGUCCGAUACACGCCGUGCCCGUACUGGCUGCGUUGGCUAAUUCACAGGCUUGUGUAUCGGCGUUGUCCCAAACUGAAGUGAUGUCAGGGCUAAAGACGGCUGUGAAGAGUUGUCGCGAAGUGGUCGGCGGUGCUUGUGAGGCGCUCGCUGCGAUCUUUAACAGCUCGGCUAAUACGGAUAAAUUAGUUUUGCAGGCUUUAGAGUCAGACCUAAUAGGAGAGCUUCUAUCUCUUCUUGAAAGUGGUAUAGAAGGUGAAACAGCUGCAAGACUAGUGAACGCCCUCAAAGCGAUGGCACGUUCGAAUGCGUACGGCGAACGCGUACGUACAACGCUCGCUAGAUCACGUAUAUGGGAACAGUAUUCUGCGCAGAGGCACGAUCUGUUUAUCACGUCUGCGCCUAAUCAACAUUCGCUUACAGCGGCCCCACACUCCGCGGGUUACUUGACAGCCACGCCCGUCAACAUUCCUGCGCAGCCACCGCCCAUCGACUGACGCACGCACGUCUCACUUCUGGCGCAUCCUCUCUAGUACGCUUUAUCCUAUUAAUAUGUUUAUUCAAAUAUUUAGAAAACGACUGAUUUGGAUGGAUUUUUCAUAAAAAUGGAUACCAAAUAAUUUUGGAUAUAUUCGAACAGUCACGGGACACGAGUUGAGUUCAGUCACGUGAUUUAGAAAAAUUUAAUAUAACUUUUUAGUGCAUAUUAAACGAUUUUAGAUUUACACUUCUAAAGUUUGAUUUUAAAAUUGUUUUAGUGGUCAUUGGUCGGACUGAAUUUUUUUUAUAUUCUCCUCAGUUGUGGUAACGAUGUCUAACUUUUAGAAAAACAUAAUCAUUUGUAUUUAUAACGAUCAUGAAAGACAUUUUGAAAUAGCUAAUUCACUGUCUUUUGUCAUGAUUUAAAGAAAUCCUAGAAAAAAAUUAAGUACUUAAUAUGUACACAGUUCUAUAUUCAACCAUUACAUUUUUUUUAUUUAAUUUAAUUCAAAAUGUUUUUUUUUCUAUUACAGUACAUGGCAUCGUAAAAUACACUUGAUUGUAAAGUAAUAAAGUUUUACAAUUGUUUAAGCGUUAAUGUCACCUCAAUUUAAGUUUUUGAUUAGCAGUACGAAAUUAUUAAAACCGUCGUUACAGUUUGUUACAAUUUGUUAUAUUUUUGUAAUAUAUUAUUAACAAUCAGUUAAGGCGGGUAUAUACAUCUACAAUUAUUUUGCACAAUAUUUUAAUUGUGAAAUAAUAUUUAAUACAAACGUUCAAUAAUAUUUAGCAAUAAGAUUGACAUUCACGUCAGUGAUUUAAUGGUCACAACCGCUCAAAACAGUGAACUGAAAAAAUAUUGCGCAAUACUAACCCUACACAGUAAAAAAAAUACAUAUUGCGCAAUAAAAUUUAAGCUCGCUCAAACUUCUGUUCAAUCAUUGCCCAAUUUUUCAAUAUUAUCCCUACACUACUAUUGUGCAAUAUUAUUGUAGAUGUAUGGGCCUUAUGGGUAGGCGAAAAAUGUUUGAAAUUAAUUAAUGUCAUUUACGUUAAAUAUUACGUGUAUACACUCGUACAUAUACCAUUACAAAUUUGGCUAAUAAAAACAAAAACAAUAAAUCAAUUAAUCACCGAGGUGAUAAAGUAUAUUUAACAGCAUUACUCAUUAAAAUAGAAAUUAAUUUGUAAAUAAAUUACGAUUUGCAAUUAAUAUAGAACUUUUUAUAAAGGUUAUGAGGGGGUACGACUCAAAGACAGAAAAGGCGCAAACAGUGAAUCCCGUAUGUCAAUACAAUAGUUUUUGGAAUACAGAAGUCGAUACAUAGCCUUUGAAUACCUUAUAAACUUGUUCAUAGCCUUUGAAUACCUUAUAAACUUGUUCAUAGCCUUUGAAUACCUUAUAAACGUGUUCAUAGUCUUUGAAUACCUUAUAAACUUGUUCAUAGCCUUUGAAUACCUUAUAAACGUGUUCAUAGCCUUUGAAUACCUUAUAAACGUGUUCAUAGCCUUUAAAUACCUUAUAAACGUGUUCAUAGCCUUUGAAUACCUUAUAAACUACUUUACAAACUUGUUCUGUGUGACACUUAAGCGGUUAAUUCUAAUAUUACACGAGUCUUGAGCUUAGUAUAAGUACGCUUUAUUAUAUUUCAGCCAAUAAACGAAUAAUAUAAAUAACGGUUACUGCCAGUAUAUAAAAUAUCGUAAGGGAAACAUUCAGAGUCACAUCACGUCUCCACUUGUCGUUUCUGAUAUAUAGCAAGACUGACUUUGAAUCUUACCUUAAAAGUCCUUAUUUUAGGUACGUAUUUCUUAUUCUGAUUUUUGUUCUAGAGCCUCAAUUACAUGAAGAUUUAUCGCGUUUAUUUUGCAUAUUUAUAGGAAUAAUAUCAAAAUGUCAUCAUAGUUUAUUUUGAAGACAUUUCAAUUAAAAUUUUAUUAUCAGUGCUUUAGAAAUCAUAUCACUAUAUGAAUAUACUAAAUGUAUUAUUAGUAUGUAUGAGAGUUUUAUAUAUUAUCCAAAAUAUGUUUAUCACCGCAAUCAGUUCAAUCAAUUAUUGUGAAUAAUUAUAGUUUUGGGUUCUUAGAAAAUAUACUUGAAACUGUUCACCUGCAUUGAAAGUAAAUUUUAAAUUUUAUAUUUUUGCGAAAUUCGUCUCAUCUCGACGUAUACACAACAGUGUUACAAUAAUAUUUUAUAUUAGCAUAUUUGAAUAACUAAAAAUAUUUUUUUAAUAAAUAUAAAUGGUGUUCGCCGGAAUAAGAAGAAAAUUAAUUGAGAUAAAGUAUGAAAGCGCAACGUGCUUAACUCGUAUACAUGUUUUGAUCGAUUCAUAUCUAUCGAAUUCUUUUAUUAAUUAAAGAUUUAUCAUAUAACAAAUAUAUCUGUCAUAAAUCUGACACAAAAAAAUGUAAAGAUAAACUUUCUUUACAUACUCAUAAGAUCUCCUUAUUAUAAGCUUGCAAACAAUUUCAGCAUAUCUAGGGCCUGAUACAAAGUCAGCGUACGACAGGCUUCAAAAAAAGCUUAAACAAAAGCUAAAGGAAUUUUUGGGCCACGCCUGUCGUAAACUUAUUUAGUGUCUAGUUCACAUUUAUUUUUUCUUGCCAUCGCUAAAAAUUAAUUUGAUUUACUUUUUAGUACCAAACUCAUUAGAGAUUGUAAAAAUACUUUUCUUUUGUAAAUUGUAUGUUGCUUCUCGCUAUAUGUGUGAUAUUAUUAUGUUUAACAAUUUAGUGCUUAUCCAUAGCUCUAUCUAGAAUAAGAUUCAAUGGGUUUUCUUUUUGAUCCUAUCUGAAACUUACAUUUGUGCAACGAAUUUUCUUAUGGCGCCAUCUGUUAGACUUCAACACACUAUAAGAUUUAGCCGGAACUGUCCAAUGUCAAUACUUAAAAUUAAUUAAAUUACCGCCACCUAUGGACGCUUAAAUGCCGUAAGGCUUGUGAGUGCGUUGCCUGCCUUUAAAUAAUUAGUAUGCUGCUUUCUUGAUGGAGCCUAAUUCAAAUUAGUGGUUGUGCGCGGCAAUAAGUGCCUUAAGAAACGCUCAAUUGUGGAACAACGGACAUCGAUAAUGACAAUGAUGUUUGAUUUGACAGGUUUUGUAAAAAGCUAAUUAAAUUGAAAUAAUAAAGUUUUUUAAUGCUGACAUUCGGUAUUGACAAUUGACCGUUUCAGUUGACCAUAGUGUAGUAGUAUUAUGUUCGUUUAUCGUUGCACCAUGAAGAAAAUAUAAAAAUAACAUCGCAAACGAUAACACGACCGUCAAAGCAAGACUGAAACAUUACGUUUUUGUGCAUUGGAACACUAAAACUCAUUCGCGUCAAAUCAAAGUAUUAAUGAAGCAGUCUUGUUAAAGUCAUAAGUCUCUGUUGUAAAACUCGUUUGAAUUUGUUGCUUAAGAAUAUGUAUUUGUGUAAAUAUCUUUAAAGCAUUAGAAGGGUGAUAAAGGAAGCUGGAAGAACCUAUGUUCUAUGGAAGAAUAUUUAAUAUUUUUAUAUGUAGAUUUAAGGAAUAUCAAUGUAUAGUAAUAUAUUAAACGAUAAUUGUAUUAAA